AUGGAAGUAGGAUUCGUCACUACCAAAGCCGAUAUCUGGGCUCUUGGCUGCGUGAUUUUCCGCAUCAUCACAGGAACCCCGCUCUUCGCACCAGAAUGUUGGGGCACCACGGACGAGGCGAACUUGGAACAGAUUGUUGGAUUUGUUGAGCGAUUAGGCCCGGUACCGGACUCACUACGGACGGCGUGGCUGGACUGGGAUCGUCAUCUCACAUCUGAUGGACUCUUGAAGAACCCAUUUCCCGAAGAUGCAAGGGAACUACCACUUGAUCAAGCAAUUUGGGAAUUCAAGCCGAACGGGAUGGGAGAGGAUGAGCUGGCAGACUUCAUUGCUUUUAUGAGACUUAUUUUUCGUUUUGAGCCAGCUGAGCGGAGCUCUACUGAGGAGCUUCUUCAACACCGAUGGGUUCAAGAGCGAUUUCUUUGA
Penicillium malachiteum is the source of this 426-nucleotide messenger RNA. RefSeq lists its product as uncharacterized. The record is from RefSeq and is a predicted model, not a curated record. NCBI's taxonomy places the organism in Eukaryota, Fungi, Ascomycota, Eurotiomycetes, Eurotiales, Aspergillaceae. The transcript has a single exon. Gene Ontology annotation, molecular function: ATP binding; protein serine/threonine kinase activity. Bases 1 to 426 code for a protein of 141 amino acids. Gene Ontology annotation, biological process: protein phosphorylation; intracellular signal transduction. Gene Ontology annotation, cellular component: nucleus; cytoplasm.